Messenger RNA from Leptidea sinapis, 5557 nucleotides. RefSeq names its product mucin-5AC (gene Cht6). The record is from RefSeq and is a predicted model, not a curated record. NCBI's taxonomy places the organism in Eukaryota, Metazoa, Arthropoda, Insecta, Lepidoptera, Pieridae. Bases 162 to 5159 code for a protein of 1665 amino acids. Gene Ontology annotation, biological process: chitin catabolic process; carbohydrate metabolic process. Gene Ontology annotation, cellular component: extracellular region. Gene Ontology annotation, molecular function: chitin binding; chitinase activity. The transcript has 25 exons.
AUCGCCAGUCUUGGACGUGCUGCAAGCGCGGCGGACGUUUCGCGCCUUUUUUCGAAUAAAGAAUAGCUUUUUGUAUCGGUGCAGUGAUUUUUUAAAUACUAUUUUGGCUGUAGUUUGAAUAAUGUGAGAAGAUUGUGCUACUCAAUAACUUUUUUAUUUGAAUGUUAUUUCGAAAGUUCGAUAUGGGAAGUUCUUUUAGGAUACCCACCUAUAAAAAAAUGGGUAACACAAGAUGGCUGGCGUUGCUAGCAGCGUUUUUCACAUUUGUCACACCAGCACUAUCAAGCACUCCCAGAGUGGUAUGCUACUACACUAACUGGUCAGUCUACCGGCCCGGUACAGCCAAGUUCAACCCGCAGAAUAUCAACCCGUACCUAUGUACGCAUCUCGUGUAUGCUUUCGGAGGCUUCACGAAAGACAACACACUGAAACCCUUCGACAAAUAUCAGGAUAUUGAGAAAGGAGGGUAUGCCAAGUUUAAUGGCCUGAAGACAUACAACAAGAAUCUGAAGACAUUGCUGGCUAUUGGUGGUUGGAACGAGGGUUCAUCACGCUUCUCUCCAAUGGUCGCUGCCAAGGAACGCAGAAAGGAAUUUGUCAAAAAUGUUAUUAAGUUCUUAAGACAGAACCAUUUUGAUGGUUUGGACUUGGAUUGGGAGUAUCCAGCGUUCCGUGAUGGUGGAAAGCCCAAGGACAGAGAGAACUACGCCAAACUGGUGAAGGAGUUACGAGAUGAAUUUGACAGAGAGUCGGAGAAGACAGGCAAGCCUAGACUCUUGCUUACGAUGGCCGUCCCAGCUGGUAUAGAAUAUAUCGAGAAAGGAUUUGACGUGGAGACUUUGAACAAAUACCUGGACUGGAUGAACCUCCUCACAUACGACUACCACUCUGCCUUCGAGCCCGCAGUGAACCAUCACGCGCCUCUCUAUCCUCUCGAGGAACCCAACGAGUACAGCGUUGACAACGAACUCAACAUUGAUUACACAAUCAAAUUUUAUCUGGAAAACGGCGCCGACCCAGACAAGCUGGUUCUCGGAAUCCCAACAUACGGUCGCUCGUAUACACUCUUCAACCCUGAUGCUGUGGAGAUUGGCUCACCAGCCGAUGGUCCUGGAGAGCAAGGAGAUGCUACCAGGGAGAAGGGGUACUUGGCAUUCUAUGAGAUUUGCGAAGCACUGAAGAGUAAGAGCAAGAAGCGUGAGGUGUCCGAGGAAAAUUCAGAAGAAGAUGAAGAAGAAGAAGAAGAUGAAGAAUGGACUGUGAUGUUCCCGAAUAAGAAUGCUAUGGGACCCGUCGCUUACAAAGGAAACCAGUGGGUCGGGUAUGACGACAUUGACAUCGUGAAGAAGAAGGGAGAGUACGUCGCUGAGCGAGGACUUGGAGGUAUUAUGUUCUGGUCUAUCGACAACGACGACUUUCGAGGUAGCUGCUACGGCAAACCUUACCCGCUGAUAGAAGCUGCGAAGGAAGCUUACAUAUCGAAAUUGGGAUCAAAAGAGAACGCGAUAACGGAAUCAUCAAAGUCGUCUGGUAGCAGCUCCAGAAGGAGGCGCCCCAGACCCAAAGCCAGCUCCACUACAACUACCACCACAACACCCAAACCUUCCACGAGGAGCAACAAGCCUAAAUCAUCGGCCGUGAGCACCACUCCAACUUGGAAUAUCAUUACUCCUGAACCACCCACCACUCCCGAUCCUGGAUCUGAUUUCAAAUGUAAGGAUGAGGGAUUCUUCCCUCAUCCUCGUGACUGCAAGAAGUACUUCUGGUGCUUGGACUCUGGACCCUCGGACCUCGGUAUUGUGGCCCACCAGUUCACUUGCCCUUCUGGAUUAUACUUCAACAAAGCCGCGGAUUCGUGUGACUUUUCUCGCAACGUGCUCUGUAAGAUGCCAUCAGCUACCGCGAAACCCACCACCAAACCUACCCCCAAGACGACUGUAACUACCACCACUACAAGUACCACCACCACCAGACGACCAGUCAGACUUACCUCUAGAAGCUCUUUGCUAUUCAGAACAUCCACUACCACAACUCCUGAACCUGAGUUAAGUGAAGAAGAAGAAUUUUCUGACGAAGUAGUAGACACUGCCGAGGAGGACGCGGAAGACCCGAAGGUGAUUAAGGAACUUAUUGACCUGAUAAAGAAAGUUGGUGGUGUUGAACAGCUGGAAAAGCACCUUCGUUACUCGGAGACAGUGGGCAGCAGCACUGCGGAUGGUACUGCCACCACUACACCGACGCCGUUCAACAAGAAACUCUACCAGAAGGUGCUCGAGAGGGCGAGGGGAAAGAGCAAGUUCAACAGUAACAUUGGAUCAGAAGGUGGAGUGCAGAACAGCCGAAGUGGACCUCAGAACGCCGGCAUUGAACCCAGUAGCGACAGGGACAAGUCAUACAGAAAAGAUAGGCCACAGUAUGUAACAAUAAACCGCUCGAGGCAGCAGACAACAACUGAACCCCUCGAAAGCUUGGAGGAAGAUGAGACCGGCUCGGAAGAAGUGCAGCAAGUGUCGAGGUCCAGGAACCUGCAGCCGUCGGCUGCGGUGAACUCGGCUACUACAGCCAGGCAGUACGUGAACAUCAGGAGAACUAGGCCUACUACUGUCCCAGAUGAUGAGGAUGAUACUCCUUCUAGAAAUGCGCUCUUUGAUCGCUCGGAGCCGUUUGUUGCCGUAUCGGGUACUCCGAACACUUUAGAUGUAGUGAACUUCAGGAAGGAGACCACACCUGAGUACGUAACCAUUAGACGGACUCGCCCCACCACUCCCACCACUGAGGCUACAACAACUGUGCAGUAUAGAAACUCUGAAGAAGUUCAGGAAUCAAAAGAGACUGCUAUUGAAAGAAAAGUCCCAUCGCAAGCCCAACCUCAAUACUCAUCAAUAAUCAGAACGCGAUCUACGACCUUAUCUCCAACUGAAGAAAUAUAUACUCCAGAACCAACAACAAUUUUGUCAGUUCAGAUUUCAUCAUUAUUAAAUGCUCCUAGUCCCACCGACACAGACGAAUUGGAAGCUAAUCCGAUUCAAACGACAGAAUUGAUCGAAUCUGAAACUACAUCUACGCGUUCAUCCUCUGCUUUGACUACGACCACUAGUACAACCCCACCGACUACAAGACGUAACUUACUCCGCCGUCGAGGUUCUACCAAUCCCCCAACGACAACAUCUACAGCAGCAACCUCCACACAGGCUUUACGAGAGCGGCGGCCAUUCCUUCGUCGCACGAAACCAACAACAACACCAGAAACCACCGAAGAUAUAGAGACAUCCACAGACAAGUUCAACAGCAGAGGCAACUCAAAGUUCAAGAACCGAAAAACGGAAAAAGGUGUUGAGAAAUCGGAGAAACCAUCUCUCGAUAAGGCUGUGUCGCGAAAUGAGAAGCCGACAAGAACGUUCGUUAGGAGGCGAUUUGGUGGGGCGAACGUAACAUCGUCAGCUAGCACAACACUAUCGACCACCGCACCACCAAAGCGGCCGUUCCGCAUCGCUAGCCGACGUCGACCUUUUACUACCUCUACGACCACCACAACGGAAACUGCACCUACCACACAACUACUGGAGAGCGAGGAAGCCCUACAAGAUAUUGAUAUUGAUGCCAUUGAGGACCCAUUACUAAUUGAAAGGAAAGCUCCAAAGAAUGAUAAUGAACCACGCAGACGACCUCUGAUAGCCCUCAAGAGUGAUGACCAAAACCCGUCCGCUACUAACGAUGAGAAGAAAGAAAGGCAAAGCAAGAAAUACAGCUCCUCUUUCAGACAGAAUCAAUUAGAUGAGAUCAUUAAGGCAAGAACUAGUGCUGAAGUAGAAAUUACAACUGAGGGAAAAACUACUGUUGAUGUCACCGACGUAGAUAAUGCAGUGGCAUUAGCAGCUCACCAGCUCCUAGCAGCGCCAGUCCCAAUCACUCAAGAUUACGAUGAACCCAAAACAACACGAAGAUCCAGGCCUACUAGUAGAUAUUCCACGACGCCUUACACUGAACUACCAACGAAUACAGCAUACACUCAGUACAAUAGAAAUACAGUACGACAAGGAUUAUUUGAGACCUCAACGUUUGUAACUGAGACACCAACAUUCUCAACUAUUGCUGAUAGUACCAGGCCUACAUAUUCAUCUACAUCAUAUACAUCAAGACCCACAUACACAACAACCUCCAUUCCUACUUUAUCUGGUGUUUCAAUUAAUAUUGGAUCAGAGGGAUCUGGAGAAUCUACUGCUAGAUACACAUUCGAACCAAGUAUCCAAUCUACUACAUACGAGUAUGAAUCAAGAGUGUCUAGACCUAAACUGAGUACAAUAAACCCCACCGUUUCAGGAGUGUCUUUGGACUUAGGCGAAUCGACCGCAAGAUUUGCUGCUGUAGCAACAAAUACUGGAGUACCAGCAACUUUCCCUUCAACAGUUCCAAAUAAGUUUUCAAGGCCUGCUGCCUUUUCACCGAACCUUGUUAGUUUAGGUUUUGAAUCUGAUGAAAAGUCGGUGGGUUUCAAGAGUACAGGUCCAUCUACGGCUAGAUAUGAAAGUUCUAGUGCGAAGAUUCCGGUCCCUGUGAAUUUCUCUCCUUCAAGUGAAGCAGGCCUGACUCAGGAGACCUCGUACUUUACGAGGGAAUACCUCUUAGAAUCGCCAGUGACAAAAGCUUUUGAAGAUGACAUCCAAUACCUGUCUUCUACUACACCUUCCACAACACGGAGACCUUUGGGUAGGAGGAGAACAGUAUACCGUAGAAUCUCAACAACACGCCCUACGUCACCAAUAGCACAAACGACGGUGAAGCCACGCCGAACUACGAUCAAGCCAUUUGAAAAGAUAACAGUCCGAGAAGCAACGGGGAGAGGCCGAAGUUUGGGACAAGACGAAACAAACAUUAGACCUGCAGUAUUCGCCAGCUUUGAUGAUGGACAGGAGAAACUUGGAAUUAAAUAUGAGCAAGGAACUAAAGUGCAUUUAGAUGAAAAAGGUAAUAUUGAAUGUCUCGACGUCGGCAACUUCCCGCACCCCACAUCGUGCAAGAAGUUCAUAUCGUGUGCCAGAAUAAGAGGCGGCUCGGUCCUCGGCUGGGAGUACAUCUGUCCCAAAGGCCUCUCCUUCGACCCUGUGGGCGGCAUUUGCAAUUGGUCGGCUGGGUUGGGAUGUAACGAAAAAGAUAACUAAGUAAAACAGCCAAAGUUAGGUGCGAAUUUAUUAUUGCUAUUGGUUGUUCUAAAAAUUUCAAAGACAAUCUGAUUGUAAUUAUUCAGAGUAGAGAACUAAUAAAAUGCUCUUUCAUAUCGCAGAAUAUAAUUUAUAUACUGCACAUAAUUAUUCCAAAUAUUUUUUAAGUCGAAAUUGUCAAUAUUUCAUUAACUUAUAUAAGACUUUUUUAAUUAAUACUCUGUGGUAAAUAAUUCCUAGUUAUUUACCAUUUACUGCCAAUUUGUAAUUAUAUCGAAGUAAAUGACUACUAUUCUGACAAAUGUAAUUUGUAAAUGGAUUAUAAAUUAUGAGAUGUGCCUUAUUUUAUAUAAUUGUAGAUAUUAUAAUUUUAAUGUUAAAUAAAAAUAUAAAAUAUG